AGCCAUAGGCUGCGCCUGCUGACAUUGGAUCGGAAGGAGGCGUCGGGAUUCACUUGCUGCUGUUUUGGUGGAAAUUUGGCACUAGACUUCAAGCCAUCAGUUAUGGAGAAAGUUGUAUUGGUGACUGGUGCAAACAGUGGCAUUGGCCUUGCCCUGUGCGAGCGCCUGCUGUCUCUGGACAGCCAGGUCAGUCUGUGCCUAGCCUGCAGGAACAUGCAGCGGGCAGAGGCAGCCCGAUCCGCCCUGCUGGCGUCCCACAGCGAUGCCCACAUCAACCUGAUACGCCUUGACGUCGGCGACAUCAGCUCCGUCCUCAGAGCUGCUCAGGAAGUCAAGAUGAGAUAUAACAGACUGGACUACAUCUACCUCAAUGCUGGGAUCAUGCCAGACCCUCAGGUGGACAUCAAAGCCUUCAUUAAGGGUUUGUUCUCUAGGAACGUUGUCAAAAUGUUUGCAACCGCAGAGGGCCUACUUACGCAGCAGGACCAUGUGACCAAGGACGGCCUGCAGGAAGUGUUUGCCACCAACCUUUUCGGUCACUUUCUGAUGGUGAGGGAGCUUGAGCCGGUUCUGUGCCAACCCGGUCACACGGCCCAGCUGAUAUGGACGUCAUCCAGCAAUGCCAGGCGCUCUGCCUUCGACUUGGAUGACUUCCAGCACCAGAGGGGCACGGAGCCCUACAGCUCCUCCAAGUAUGCUGUGGACCUGCUUAGUGUGGCCCUGAACCGGCACCACAACCCACAGGGGAUUUACUCAUCGGUGAUUUGCCCGGGAUUAGUGAUGACUAAUCUGACCUACGGCAUCCUUCCCUCCUUCCUCUGGACUCUUAUCAUGCCCAUAAUGUUGCUGAUCAGAAUCUUCACGAACACAUUCACACUGACACCCUACAAUGGAGCAGAGGCCCUGUGCUGGCUGUAUAUGCAGAAGCCAGAAUCGCUGGAUCCACUGGCUAAAUACCACAGCUUAACAUCAGGGCUAGGAAAAAAUUACACGGCACCGCGCAAGAUGGAUGUCGACGAGGAUCUGACGGAGGCUCUCUAUGACCGAUUGCUGAAACUGGAAAUAGAAAUACGGAAGAAGAACAAAGAUACUGAGCAACACAUUUCUGAUCAGCAGCACCGUCCGAAAGAGGCACCAUAGUGCGAGACCUUCACAGUCCAGCUCUCGGGUGCUGUGGACCAGACAUGUAGCCAUGUAGUAAAAUUAUGGGUUUACUCCCCCCCCAACCAAAAAAAAACAGGAAAAAAAAAAAACAAAGGAUAAAAAAUAUCCCAACCGGGUAUGUAGCUAGGUAGUAAAACAAAUACUGAUGCUCCUCUACUUGCGAACAUUGAACUUACGAACUUUCAGACAUAUGAACGAAAUGAAGAGUGCUGUCCAAAUGGUGUUCAUUGGGCUCCCGUUUCCUGUCCGCAACAUCGAUUUUUUUUUUCUGCACGCCAAUCCCGCCCAGUACGACUUCUGGCCGCUACUCAUACAGCGCAGCAGCGUACCGUGCGAACUCCCAGCAUCCUACUUCUUUGUACUUCCAUAUACCCUUAAAAUGAUGUUGAAUAACGACUUUUGAACAUUUCAAGUUAUGAACAGCUGUUCGGAACAUAACUCAGUCAUAAGUAGAGGAGCGUCUGUAGUCUAACCCCCCGCCCCCCCCCCAGAAAUUCACUUCUGGCUAUGGCCUGCUGCAGCCAGAGUUAACAGGGUGGGGGCAGGAGGGGAUCCUGGACCUUAUCUCAACAGUUCAGCAUAGGGCACAAGGUUGGGUUACCCCCUGGACCAGGAUCCAGUUCAUUGCAGAGCAUGUACAAAAUUCUCACAUCCUCAGCCAUGAUCUGGGCAGUUCACAGAAGUCAUUUAGCCUAACUGCAUGUCUUUGGAACGUGUGCAACACAGGGAGAAUGUGCAAGCACCAUGGACUGUGGACCAGUAUUUUUUAAUGGUUUCUGCACUUUAUAAAACGGUGAACACAGUAGCUUAUGUAGCUAUGACAUUAUGAUUUAACAUGUGCAGUACCUCAAGUAAAUAUGCUGCAUUAGCACAACAAACAUCUUUGUACCAGACAAGGGUGCCUGCAGAAUCCUGCAGUUAACAAUCAUACCAAGGACAUAUACUUGAAGCAGAGGCAUUUCUGUUAUGUUUUUAUUCUUGAAAUAAAUGUGAUCCAGUUGAAGCUCCCCCCCCCCCCCCACAUUCAUUCCUCAAGUGAUAGUAAUUACUUAUCAAAUAAUUAGUUUGAGUAAAAUCAUAAAAAGCUCGUCGGGGACAAUGAGUUCAGACACUGUUUAUGGACAAUAUCUGCUCUUCAAUAAACUUCCUGUUUCACCCCAGUCGUUUUACAUCUAAAAUCUCAGACUUUUUCAGCGAUUUGUAUUUUAUCAUACCUAACAAGAUGAUAGCACAUUGUGAAGUGUCUUAUUUAUCACGGUUUUCCUGACUUGUGUGCUUAUGUGUUCAUUAAUAUAAACUGAUUUUUCCCAUGA
Molecule: messenger RNA, 2477 nt
Organism: Brienomyrus brachyistius
Lineage: Eukaryota; Metazoa; Chordata; Actinopteri; Osteoglossiformes; Mormyridae
Gene: hsd17b7
Product: hydroxysteroid (17-beta) dehydrogenase 7
Exons: 9
Coding region: 103-1140 (345 amino acids)
Biological process (GO): cholesterol biosynthetic process
Cellular component (GO): endoplasmic reticulum membrane
Molecular function (GO): 5-alpha-androstane-3-beta,17-beta-diol dehydrogenase (NADP+) activity; 3-beta-hydroxysteroid 3-dehydrogenase (NADP+) activity; estradiol 17-beta-dehydrogenase [NAD(P)+] activity
Source: RefSeq, a predicted model, not a curated record